CCUUUGCUCUGCAUCUUCGUUUCGUCCACCUAUAAAUCCGCCUCCCAUUCACUCUAGUGUUGUAUCGCUGAUCCCCAAUCGCUCACCCGAAUCCAAUCGAUCGAAAGCGGAUGGAGCGAAAAGGGGCGGACGAAUCCAUGGGGACGACAGCGUCCGUCUCCGCGUGCGAGAUCGCUUGCCUGCCGAAGGACGUCCUCUCCGAGGCGAUCUCCCUCACCGCGCCGCGCGACGCCUUCCGCGCCGCCGCGGUCUCGUCGGCCUUCCGCGCCGCGGCCGACUCCGACGCCGUCUGGGCCUGCUUCCUGCCGGCCGACCUCCCGCCGCUCUCCGACGGGGAGCUCUCUCCCGUGCCGCUGUCCAAGAAGGCGCUGUUCAUGCGCCUCUCCGAACGACCCGUCCUCCUCGCCGGCGGCCUCACGAGCAUGUGGUUGAACAGGGAGACCGGCGCCAAGUGCUACAUGCUGUCGGCGAGGGCGCUGUGCAUCACCUGGGGCGAUACGCCACAGUACUGGCGCUGGAUCCCUCUCACCGACUCAAGGUUCUCAGAAGCUGCAAAACUCCGGGCUGUCUGUUGGUUGGAAAUCCGUGGCAAGAUAGACAGCAAGAUGCUCUCCCAAAACUCAACCUACGCUGCUUACAUUGUGUUCAAGAUCGAUGAUAAACACUAUGGGCUGGAUUCUCCCGUCCAGGAGGCAACAGUUAGCAUUGGAGAAAACAAAUCAAACCGCCAAGUUUGCCUCGAAGGCUAUGACAAUAAGGAUGAUGAUGAAGAUGAGGUGCCUCAGAAUCACCGUCCUAUGAUGUCAGGCAUGAGACGACUGCUCAGGAGAAAUCGUCGUGUACGUCCUCCUGCAGCCUGUGUACAGCUCCCUCAGGAAAGGUCCGAUGGUUGGAUGGAGUUGGAGAUGGGUGAGUUCUACAAUGAAGAAGGUGAUGAUGGCGAGGUGUCCGUCAGUCUCAUGGAGACAAGAGGAGGCAAUUGGAAGAAAGGUCUUAUUGUGUAUGGCAUUGAAAUUAGAGUGAAGAAGUAAGGCUGGGGAGGUUCUAUGGAAUGUUGAAAUGCCCAGGAAACCAGAUUUGUAGUGCGUGUUUUGCAGUCUUGUUGUUGUUGAACAAUAUGCUUUGUGUAAGAUCUUGAAUUCAUGUAUUGUAUUUGAAUUAUAUCUGUGAUGUCUAUUUUUAUUUGAAA
Phragmites australis (common reed) is the source of this 1189-nucleotide messenger RNA. RefSeq names its product F-box protein PP2-B11-like. Gene Ontology annotation, molecular function: protein binding. The transcript has 3 exons. The coding region runs from base 111 to 1031 and encodes 306 amino acids. Lineage: Eukaryota; Viridiplantae; Streptophyta; Magnoliopsida; Poales; Poaceae. The record is from RefSeq and is a predicted model, not a curated record.